CAGAUCCCCCCCUCCAUCAUUUCACCCCGACCCAUCUUCCUUGCUGUUCCCUCUGCCCAUCUCUUUCCCUCCCUCCCCUCCCACCAGGCCCAACACACCAUGUCCAACGACCAGACCCCCGCGGAGAAGCGCGCCGCCGAGCGCCUCGAGCGCCACAAGGAGAUGACCUCCAAGUCUGAGGCGCUGGUGGCCCUGCUGAAGCAGGGCGCCGAAUCGGCGGCUGCCCUUCGCGCCGUGACUCAGGCCAUCCAGGCGUUUGACCUGAAGACCGAGUUUGAUCGGCAGACGGCCGUCGACAACCACAUCCUGGAGCCGCUGCUCGGGCAGAUCGCGGCCGGCGCCGCGGCCCUGAAGGCCGCCGUCAGCGAGGCCGCCUCGAAGACGCCCCUCGAGGCCCAGGAGGCCGUCGAUCCGGCCACCGUGGCCGAUGGGGCCGACAUCUCCGCGAUCCUGCUCGCUGGGUAUCUGGACGUGCUGCUGGGCUUCCUGUCCGAUCUCCUGCGCUCCGAGUUCACCCGUAAGACCAUCACCCCGAUGGCGCCGCGCCUGCUCGACGCGAUUGCCGUGCUGGUGGCCAUCCCGGUGGACUUCGAGUCUCUCUCGGCCUGGGGUCAGGCCCUGAUCAAGCUCUGCGUCCGGUCCAUGAACACCGUUUCCAACCUCUGCUACGAGCAUGACGACCACGGUGCCCUGGUGUCCGAGGUGCCCGGCUUCCUGGAGCGCCUGUACAAGAUUCUGGCCCUGUCGCCGGGGUACUUCGGCCAGCAUCAGACCCUGCGCGCGCCGCUGCUCGGUGGGGCCUGCUCGGUCCUGGCCAACAUGCUCUUUGCCGAUGAGGCGCUGCAGGCGCGUCUGGUCGGCCAGGCCGGGGCCGCCCCCCUGUCGGCGGACCUGCCGACCAACAUCUUCCCUCUGCUGCUGGAGCACCUCCGCCAUGCGACCAGCACCUCGUUGAAUGCCAUCAGCACGGUCAUCCAGAAUCUGCUGGAGACCGAUGAGGGGGCGGCCGCCUUCCUGGAAGCCGGCGGCCUGGAGGCCGCCAUCGACAUGGCCACCGGGUCGCUGGACCGGGCCAAGGCCGCCACCGAGGCCGACCAGCGUGCCGAGCUGCUGAGCAUGGCCGAGCUGGCCUUCGGCUCGCUGGCGGCCCUGGUGUCGGAUGAGCGCUUCCACCGGCCGGUGUACCAGCGCGGCCUGGUUGACCGCAUGGUCCGGGUCAUCGAGGACCCGGAGCUGGAGCAUGUCAUCAUCAAGCGCAGCAUCGCCAAGACCGUGGCCAUCAUCCUGUCCAACGACGAGAACAUGCGGUCCAUGUUCGAGGAGCGCAGCCUCGACCGGUUCUCCCGGUGGAUCGAGGGCAGCACCGACAUCGAGGUCAAGGCGUAUGCCACCUUCUGUGUGUCGAAUCUGGCGCGGAGUGAUGACUACGCCUCGGCCGUCAUGGCGCACGAUGGCCUGAUUCGCACGGUGUUCAGCUUCCUGCGCGCCGAUCUGGCCCUCGAUGCCAGUGGCAACUACAACACCCUGCCCGGGGUGGCGGAGCUGGCCGAGGCGGCCCGGCGCCAGGCCGAGGCCCGGCAGUCCGAGGACCCGGAGCUGGCCGAGGCUGAGGCCAACCUGACUGCCACGCGUCUGGUCUCGGCAGCGCUCAGCAUCUUCCGCAACAUCGUCCUCCUGCCGGAGAACAAGGCCAAGCUCCGCCGCUGCCUGCGUCCGGAGUCGGGCACCGCCGCUGCCGAGGCCCCGACGACCGACUGUGGGGAUCUCCUGCGAGAGCUCCUUCGGCUGGUGGUGCACUCCCAGUCGACGGUGAGCUUUGUGUCGGUCAUCAUCUUGAAGAACAUGCUGGUGGGCAAUGAGGAGAAUGGCCUUUGGUUCGUCGGCAAAACCGAGAACGCCGACGGCGUCCGGGCUGAUGUCGAUGCCAUUGCUCUGCUGCAGCGCCUGCGCGAGAGCAAGCACGACGGCAUCCGCACCGAGGCCGCCCGUAUCCUGGUGGUCCUCAGCCGCCUGGGCAACCCCGACAUCGCGGAGUACAUCUUCGGCCCGGCCACCGACACCACCGACAUCAACCCACCCACCUACGGGUACCCCCUGUUUGCGGAGAUCGCCAGCUCGCCGCACAGCAUCAUCCGCUCCGAGGCGCUGGAGGUGAUUGAGAUGAUCAACAAGUCCGGUGUUGUCGCUCAUGCGGCCCGCAUGCGUGACACCCUGCUGGCCACCGAGCCGCAGGCGGCCUCCUCCGCCUCGGCCCACAUCCUCCAGUCGUCCCUCCCCCAGGUGGAUCCCAGUGACGGGAAGGGCUGCGUCGGCUUGCUGUCCAAGUCCUCACUGCUGCAUCUGGUGCCUGGCACGGCCGGCCCCACUGGCGGGGCCUUCACCGAGACCCCGGGCGCCCCGAUUGUUGAUGCCAUGCUGAAGCUGGCCGCCGGCAAGUAGGCCUCUGUGAAAGGGGGAAAAAAAAAAGAAAAGAAGAAAACCGCCACCACACCCCCUGCCUGGGGCAAUCCGCACACAAGGCAGCAUGCAGCGCGUGUGGCCACGCAUGUGCAUCCCCCUGCGCUCCCUCCGCCGCAUCCAUCCCCCCUUUCUGCCUCGUUCCCUGGACUUGGCCCUUGUGGCAUUCCGCCUCUUUCCGUUGCUCCCCCCCCUCCUCAGGGAAGACAUCCACAAGGGGCGACAGCGGCGGGAGAGCGCCGCGACGCUGUCCUCGCGAAGCCACUUCCUUGUGGCCCUCCCCCCCCCCCCUUCCUCC
This is a messenger RNA of Fonticula alba, 2755 nucleotides long. RefSeq lists its product as hypothetical. Gene Ontology annotation, cellular component: cytosol. The transcript has 7 exons. NCBI's taxonomy places the organism in Eukaryota, Rotosphaerida, Fonticulaceae. Gene Ontology annotation, biological process: positive regulation of GTPase activity. Gene Ontology annotation, molecular function: guanyl-nucleotide exchange factor activity. The record is from RefSeq and is a predicted model, not a curated record. The coding region runs from base 100 to 2439 and encodes 779 amino acids.